Molecule: messenger RNA, 1461 nt
Organism: Miscanthus lutarioriparius
Lineage: Eukaryota; Viridiplantae; Streptophyta; Magnoliopsida; Poales; Poaceae
Source: the annotation of a GenBank genome assembly
AUGGCGGCGACAAGGGCCACCGAUAGCUUCACAGCGCCGGCGAGGCCGCUCAUCCUGGUGAUCCCGUACCCGGCGCCGGGCCACAUGAUCCCGCUCCUGGAUCUGGUCGGCCUCCUCGCAUCCCGCGGCCUCCGCGCCACCGUCGUCGCCACGCCAGCCACUGCCCUCCUCCUCGCGCCGCUCGUGGACGCGCACCACGACGGUGCCGUCCAGGCGCUCGUCCUCCCGUUCCCCUCCCACCCCGCCCUACCCGCAGGAGUCGAGAGCGCCAAGGACUCGCAGCCCACGCUCUUCGCAUCGCUCAUCGUCGCCUUCGCCGAGCUCCGCGGCCCGCUCGGCUCAUGGGCCCGCGAGCGGUCCGACACCCCGGACCGCGUGGUCGCCAUACUCGCCGACCACUCCUGCGGGUGGGCGCAGCCACUCGCGGCGGAGCUGGGCGUCCCAGGAAUCGUGUUCUCUCCGUCCGGUGUGUACGGUUCCGCCGUGCUCCACUCGUUAUUUCGCCGGGCGCCGAGGCGCGAGGACGAGAGCGACGAAGAGAGCCAUAUCAGCUUCCCGGAUCUCCCUGGCAGCCCGGCGUACCCGUGGCGGCAGCUGUCGUUGCUGUACCGGACGUACAAGGAGGGCGACGAGAUCUCGGAGGCGGUGCGGCGCAACUUCCUCUGGAACCUGGAGGGGUCGGCGUUCGUGUCCAACACGUUCCGGCGGCUCGAGGAGCGUUACCUCCGCGCGCCGCUCGCGGAUCUGGGCCUCAGGCGCGUGCACGCUAUCGGGCCGGUGGCGCCGCCCGACGCCACGGGCGACCGCGGCGGGGAGACGGCCGUGUCCGGUGUCGAUCUGUGCGCCUGGCUCGACAGGUUCCCGGACGACGGCUCCGUACUGUACAUCAGCUUCGGGAGCAUGGCGGUGCUGCAGCCGCCCCAUGCGGCGGCGCUGGCCUCCGCGCUGGAGCGCACCGGGCUGGCGUUCGUUUGGGCGGCCGGGAAAACGGCGCCGAUCCCAGAGGGGUUCGAGGAGCGCGUCGCGGCCGCGGGCGGGAGGGGCAAGGUGAUCCGCGGCUGGGCGCCGCAGGUGGCUGCGCUGCGGCACCGGGCGGUGGGCUGGUUCGUGACGCACUGUGGGUGGAACUCGGUGCUGGAGGCCGCAGCGGCAGGGGUGGCGAUGCUCACGUGGCCGAUGACGGCCGAUCAGUUCGUGAACGCCCGGCUGCUCGUGGACGAGCUGGGCGCCGCCGUGCCCGUGAGCUGGGGCGGGCUCAAGGCCGCGCCGGCCGCGGACGAGGUCGCGCGGGUGCUGCACACGGCCAUCGGCGGGAAGCAUGACGUGGUGGCGAGGGCGAAGGAGAUCGGUGCGGAGGCAGCCGCGGCGGUGCGGGAAGGCGGCGACUCGUGGCGGGAGCUGGAGGAGCUGGUGCGGGAGCUCGCGAGCGAAUCAAUAACCAAGACCGGCUUAGACUAUUAA